AAAGUUUUACAAGGCGCGGAGGCUUAUGGGAGAUCUAUGGCUGUCCAAUGAGCGUUGAGUUGAACAAGAGCCGGGAGUAAUGUGUGUUGAAUGGUUGGUUGUGAAAACCGAAAGAAGGCGCCAGUAAAUGAGGUCUAAACGAUCAAAAUAACUACAUUUGGAUCACAAUACCGAAUCUUCACACAUCGUACAAAACCUUGAGUCAGGUGCACGCUAUGGACGCGGAGGGGUUCGGAGAGCUGCUGCAGCAGGCAGAGCAGCUCGCGGCGGAGACCGAGGCAAUCUCUGAGCUGCCUCAUGUGGAAAGAAACCUACAGGAGAUCCAGCAAGCUGGCGAGAGGCUGCGCUCCCGCACCCUCACCCGCACGUCACAAGACACUGCUGACGUCAAAGCGUCCAUCCUGCUGGGUUCGAGGGGCCUGGACAUCUUCCACAUCUCCCAGCGUCUGGAGAGCCUGAGCGCGGCCACCACCUUCGAGCCGCUGGAGCCGGUCAAGGACACGGACAUUCAGGGUUUUCUGAAGAACGAGAGGGACAAUGCGCUUUUGUCGACCAUCGAGGAGUCACGACGCAGGACCUUCCUGCUGGCGGAGGAGUACCACAGGGAGUCCAUGCUGGUGCAGUGGGAGCAGCUGAAGCAGCGGGUGCUCCACACCCUCCUGGGGGCGGGGGAGGACGCCCUGGACUUCACCCAGGAUGUGGAGCCCAGCUUCGUGAGCGACGUCGGGGCGCCAGGACGCAGCGCGCUGGACAGCGUGGAGGUGGCCUAUGGACGGCAGAUCUACGUUUUCAACGAGAAGAUCGUGAACGGGCACGUGCAGCCCAACCUGGGGGACCUGUGCGCCUCUGUGGCCGACAGCCUGGAUGACAAGAACGUGUCGGAGAUGUGGCUGAUGGUGAGGCAGAUGACCGACGUGCUGCUGGUCCCGGCCAAGGACUCCCUGAAGAGCCGCGUGGCCGUCAACAUGCAGAUGGCCUUCGUCCGGCAGGCCCUGCAGUUCCUGGAGAACAGCUACAAGAACUACACCAUGGUGACCGUGUUUGGGAACCUGCACCAGGCCCAGCUGGGCGGGGUCCCGGGGACCUUGCAGCUGGUAAACAGCUUCCUCAACAUCAAACUGCCAGGACCGCUCCCAGGCAUGCAGGACGGAGAGGUGGAGGGCCACCCGGUCUGGGCUCUGGUCUAUUACUGCCUGCGUUGUGGGGACCUGUCGGCCGCCAUGCAGGUGGUGAACCGGGCCCAGCACCAGAUCGGCGAGUUCAAGAACUGGUUCCAGGAGUACAUGAACAGCCCCGACAGACGUUUGGCUCCCGCCACGGAGAACAAGCUCCGCCUCCAUUACCGCCGCGUCCUGCGGAACAGCGCCGACCCCUACAAGCGCGCGGUCUACUGCCUCAUCGGCAAGUGCGACAUCGCCGACAACCACGGGGAGGUCGCCGACAAGACGGAGGACUACCUGUGGCUCAAGCUGAACCAGGUGUGCUUCGAGGACGACAGCAACAGCGCCCCCCAGGACAGGCUGACCCUGGCGCAGCUUCAGAAGCAGCUGCUGGAAGACUACGGAGAGUCGCACUUCUCAGCCAGCCAGCAGCCCUUCCUGUACUUCCAGGUGCUGUUCCUGACUGCGCAGUUCGAGGCGGCCGUGGCCUUCCUGUUCCGGGUGGAGCGUCUGCGCAGUCACGCCGUGCACGUGGCGCUCGUCCUGUACGAGCUGCGCCUGCUGCUCAAGUCAUCGGGCCAGAGCGCGCAGAUGCUGAGCCAGGAGUCCGGGGACCCCCCCAUGGUGCGACGCCUCAACUUCAUCCGGCUGCUCAUGCUCUACACCCGCAAGUUCGAGUCCACCGACCCGCGCGAGGCGCUCCAGUACUUCUACUUCCUGCGGAAUGAGAAGGACAGUCAGGGGGAGAACAUGUUCAUGCGCUGCGUCAGCGAGCUGGUCAUCGAGAGCCGAGAGUUCGACAUGCUCCUGGGCCGCCUGGAGAAAGACGGAAGCAGGAAGCCCGGAGCCAUCGACAAGUUCGCCGGGGACACGAGGGCCAUCAUCAGCAAGGUGGCACUGGAGGCCGAGAACAAGGGCCUGUUCGAGGAGGCCGUCAAGCUGUACGAGCUGGCCAAGAACCCAGACAAGGUUCUGGAGCUGAUGAACAGGCUGCUGAGUCCGGUGGUUGCUCAGAUCAGCGCCCCCCAGUCCAACAAGGAGCGGCUGAAGAACAUGGCCCUGGCCAUCGCCGAACGUUACCGGACCCACGGCGUCGCCGGGGAGAAGUCCGUGGACAGCACCUUCUACCUGCUGUUGGACCUGACGACGUUCUUCGACGAGUAUCACGCAGGCCACAUCGACCGCGCGUAUGACGUGAUGGAGAGGCUCAAGCUGGUCCCUCUCAGUCAGGACAGCGUAGAGGAGCGGGUGGCGGCCUUCCGGAACUUCAGCGACGAGGUGCGGCAUAACCUGUCGGAGGUUCUCCUGGCCACCAUGAACAUCCUGUUCACGCAGUACAAGCGCCUGAAGGGGGCGCCGACGGGCACCCCGGGCCGACCGCAGCGCUCCAUGGAGGACCAGGAUUUGCAGCUGCGCAGUCAGGCCCGGGCGCUGAUCACGUUCGCCGGGAUGAUCCCCUUCCGCAUGGCGGGGGACACCAACGCCCGGCUGGUCCAGAUGGAAGUCUUAAUGAACUGACCAAUCGUCAGCCAGCACCGCCUCCCCAAGCCCCUCAACCCACCCCCCUCUCCCAUCCUCAAGCAUCUACCACUGCCCCCCCCCCCCAUGCCCCCCCAUUCAUGUUGUGUUUCUCUGUUCUCCUUUAUAUUUGUAUUUUUCAUACGUUUGAAAUAAUAAUAAAAAAAGAAAUUAAGUUUACUUUUCCUUUUGGUUUGCUUGUUUUCUUUUUUUAAAUCACAUUCUGUUGUUUACUUGUCAGUGUUUUUCCUUUCCCCCCGUCUCAGUUUGUGUUCUUGUCCUGUGAAUGCAAUUGAAAUUCAUUUUUAAGUAGCACUCUCAGUUAAGAUGUCUUUUUCCCAGAAAUGCUGAGUCAUCAUAAUUGCAUCACUCUAUUUGUGUGUUUACACACUGCCUUAUUUAAUGUUUCACAUCACCCAUUUGGCUUAUUUAGAUUGCUAGCUUUUUUUUCUCAGACUGUUGAGGUAAUAUAAAACAGUCAUGUCCCAUAUGGGAUUUUAUUCUGUAGGAUUGCAAGCUUAGUGCUGUGUUUACACCUCAAUGCUAUGCUCAUCACAGGAUUUGAAUAAGCCAACUAAGAUGGUUUUCACCCAUAUGGGGAAAACCACAUGCUAGUUAACCAUGUGGCCAGGAGAUGGCACUGUUGCAAUUCUAAGAUGGAUAUAUUAAAGACCUCUGUGUGAGUUAGUGGUAGGUGAUGUGACCUCAAAAGGUGUGGAGUUGGUUCUGUACCUUUAAGAGCCAUUAGUGUCUGCUAGUGAUGGCCCUCUGGGCGUUGCAAUGUUACGAGUGGCCGACUGGAUUUUUACUUUUUUUUUUCCUGAAGCCAGGAAGCAAGUCCUUCUCCUGCUCAAACGUGCUCACUACAAAGGCACUUCAAAAUCGCUUUAGUGGAAGGCUUAACACAGGAACUGAUGUUUGUGGGUUGAAAUUGCAGGUGGAGCCCUGCUGAGUGAAGCACACUUACCUCAGUUGCUCAGGCUGUCUCAAAUGGCUCCCUAUUCCCUAUUAAGAUAGUGCCCAUCUUGAGCUUGUCCUGGUAAUGCUCUCAAAUGGCUCCCUAUUUCCUAAAUAGUGCACUACUAUUCUGUCAGGCAUUUUGUAAUGUGUUCCAUCCUGGAAGAAAUACAGGACCGUACUAGGUAGUACAGGAUAUAUAAAUAUUUCAACUGGUAAAUUACUGUAAAUACAGGCUUUGGUCGAGGACUCAUAUCGUAAUGCCCUGUUGGCAGCAGUGCUCUCAGUAGGCCAUUACCGCAGGAAGCAGGCUGUUGUCGAAAAGGGAAAGCACAACUUCUCAGCAAAACGGCAAAUUUAGAUCAUUUUAGUUGAAUGUAUGGUUGGCUAGAGUUUAGGAGUGCCACCCAUUUCCUUUACAAUGCAAGUGCCCAGCUUGAGCUUUCCCUGGUGACGCUCUCCAUCUGUUAACCCCCCAAGAAUGAUCUCAGCCCAUUGGCCGCAUCAAAGCAGGAGGCUGGGCUGUGAUUGGCCGGGUUCUCCCAAUUAGGACAGUGAGUCUCCAAGACGACGGGCCUGUGGGACCCGCCCUCCCUCCCUUUUCUCUCUUUCCCACUCCCUGCAUGGCACACCUCAUGUCCACUUCCCCUGUAACUGUAACACAAUAAAAUGUUUCAUGUUAAUACAACUCUUAACAGAGUACAUGAAUCCUGUAGGGCCCAUACGUAUUCUGUAAGACUUGGUUUAACAUGGAACAUUUCACUGUGAGCGUUUGACAGGUUUUGUUUUCCAUAUUCUAUACCUCAGAAAGUAAAUUGGUGGUAAGUGGGGGGGAGGGGUUCUGGCAGUUAAUCAUUAGUUAAUUUGCCCCAUGGGCAUAGGAUUGCUAAGUCUGUCCUAUGCAGCUUGCAAUAAAUGGACGCUUCCAAAGGAUAGAAAUGGAGCAAGACUAAAAUCCAGCUUCGAUGGCAUGAUUCUAUGCACGUGAUGAAAGGACGUCAUACUAAAGUCUCCCCUACAUUUGCAUAAUUUAGGAGUGGUCUUAAACAUGCCAAAGAGAAAGGUACACAUCAAUCUAGUAGUUCUGUACCUGCCCACCCGAUGGGUAAUGUUUUUGGGGUCGCACCAUGCAAAUUUGCAAUGGUCACCGAUCCACCGGUCACCGAUUCUUAUCUACUUUAUUGUUCAAGCUUUCACUGUACUUGUGAUAUCAAGCUCUAUCUUCACUUUAACUAUAAGGAAAUCUGUACAGCCUUUUCCGGACUGUAGAUCAUUGGGACACUGUUGCCCUGCGGUUGUGUUAAUAAAGAAGGUGGUUUUGGCGCAGUUUUGGAACAAAUCUGAUCAAGCUGCUUUGUUGCCCUCCCCCUUUUAGCCCCGCCCCUUAAAAUUGCCUGUGAUUCACACUACCACACCCAACACAUAGACACAUACUGAAUACUCUGCUGCUCAUUGCCAUGGAGACCCAGCCCUGAGAAAGCACUAAUCCCCCCCCCCCUCCUCGCCCCAAACUACUGUUCCUAUAGAAAUCAAAUCUGAAGUUUGGGAACAGGAUAUGCUCUGGGCUUUUGCUGCCAUGGAGACCAGCCAAGUGUGCCGCCCACAUGCUGUCGUGGAGAUUAAAGUGAAGUUUUGUGGCCGUUUAUGCUCAUCUGCUUCGUUCUCCUGGAACUUCAGAAGAGGAUAUGUUUUCUCCAUGCCCCACGUCGCCAUGGAGACGCAACGGGCAUGGGUGCCGCAGCUGGUGUUGUGAAUCAGGCCGAUGCCGCACGACUGCUAGAACCCGGCUAUUUCACAACACCAGGGUGGCACCGUGCCACUGCCAACGGGUCUCCAGGGCCGCAGGACAUCACCGUGACAACCACAGUGCCUCUUUGUCUUCUGUGUCGUUUAUUGCUUCCAAUUGUUUUCUGGUGUUAUUUUGUCAGUUUUGCCGUUAUGUAUUACAUGAAAAAAACUCUUAUUCUUCAACUUUUGUUUCAAUAAACACUUUUUUAAUCUGUU
Anguilla rostrata (American eel) is the source of this 5639-nucleotide messenger RNA. It is a transcript of the gene nup93, whose product is annotated as nucleoporin 93. The coding region runs from base 216 to 2678 and encodes 820 amino acids. The record is from RefSeq and is a predicted model, not a curated record. Gene Ontology annotation, molecular function: structural constituent of nuclear pore. The transcript is spliced from 22 exons. Lineage: Eukaryota; Metazoa; Chordata; Actinopteri; Anguilliformes; Anguillidae. Gene Ontology annotation, cellular component: nuclear pore. Gene Ontology annotation, biological process: protein import into nucleus; poly(A)+ mRNA export from nucleus.